Molecule: messenger RNA, 730 nt
Organism: Eupeodes corollae
Lineage: Eukaryota; Metazoa; Arthropoda; Insecta; Diptera; Syrphidae
Gene: mRpL40
Product: 39S ribosomal protein L40, mitochondrial
Exons: 3
Coding region: 94-678 (194 amino acids)
Cellular component (GO): mitochondrial large ribosomal subunit; mitochondrial ribosome
Source: RefSeq, a predicted model, not a curated record
GUAAUCUGAAUGUGUUCAUUGUUCUUUUUUUGACACUGUCAAAUUUGAUAUUUGGUCUUCAUACAAAAACAUACUUUCAAAAACUAAAUAAAAAUGUUCUUUAAUUUAUUAUUACAAAGAAUUCCAACACGGAGCAUUCUGAGCCGCUCGAUAAACACUUCAUCUGUGCUCAAUGUUCAUGCAACUCCAGCCCUUUUCGCCGAACCAUUGAAGAAAAAGAAAAAGAUUGACCCACAAAUUAUAAAACAACGUGAAGAACGAAAAAAGAAAAAAAUUGAAAAACAAAUCCGAAGAUUAGAAAAGAAUGCAAGGCAGUUAAAACCAAUUGAAGAACUAGACAUACCAAUUGAACUAAUUGAUGAAAAAAGCCAACGAACGAGGGCUAUUACAAUAACCCCUGAAGUCUUGGAGCAAAGAGCCACUCUUAACAAGCAAUGGGCGGCUUACAAGCAUAAAGAAAAAGUUGCCGAUUUCCAAAUCAUAGAUCGUGUUCUUCAGUUCCAGAUGAAGGCAUUAGAUGAGUUACGUAAGGAAUCCGAAGAGCUUUAUCUGGAAGCAGUACAACCGGAUAGUAAGCUACUUCCAAUCAAUAUAACGGGACCUGUAUCCACACCACCAAUUGAAAACUAUCCAAGUCCCGAUGGUGAAUAUGUUCAUUUAACCAAGAAUUGGGAAUAACGAUUGUGAGCUUGGGUUUUGCAAUAAAAACAAAAAUUAAGUUAAUAAAAGA